This is a messenger RNA of Aspergillus aculeatinus CBS 121060, 969 nucleotides long. RefSeq lists its product as uncharacterized. Bases 1 to 969 code for a protein of 322 amino acids. The transcript has a single exon. The record is from RefSeq and is a predicted model, not a curated record. Lineage: Eukaryota; Fungi; Ascomycota; Eurotiomycetes; Eurotiales; Aspergillaceae.
AUGUUCACUCUCGAUACUGACGAGGACCCCUCGUGGGUAACCGACCUGGAGGCUGCUCUGCAAGACGACCCAGUGACCGAUGACGACGAGAAGAAGAACGGCCCCCAGUCCCCACAAGCCAUUCUCCAGCAAGUGAUGACAACUAGCCCGGGUACUUCGCUUUUAUCGUCUAUCUCAGGAUAUCAACCCAGCGUCGGCCAGCCCUAUCGUGAAAUCGGAUCCAGUGCCAACAGCAAAGUAUUCGAGCAGCCAGGUACCCCGUGGGCGUUCAAGAUCCUCCUUGUCGACGAGGCCCUAACGCUAUGGAACAACUACACUAUGCAAAUGAGGGUUUACGACAGUUUUGAUGGGGUUGACAAGUUCGUCAAAACGGCUGUCGCAGUCCCUCGGGCAGUCUGGUUUGCAAACAAAACCUCGGAGUUCUGGCGCACAAAUUUGGAGCUCUUCCCCGAUGAUCCUCGAUUUCCACGCCAGGCGCGCAAUGUUCUCUGUAUGGAACGCAUUCCUCCUCUCCCUCAAGCGGUUCGUGACGCGCUGGUUGACCUCUUCUGCGACCGCUGGAGCAUUUCGGCUGCUAAAAGCGACCCGUCCAAUGCCGACUGUCUGGUGCAUGUCCUGUUGGGCAGCAAACAUGAUACUGCAGCGCGCCCCGGAUCCUACUUGUUCAGUCUUCGCAACUUCAGUCUUCGCAACUUCAGACUUCACAGUGAUCAGAUUGAACGACUCCGUCUUGACGCGUCCGCCUUGGCCGCCACAAUGGCAGAUGCCCUCGCGCUUCUUCACUGGCAGGCUAAGGUUGAUGGCAUGGGCGUCGAGUUCGUCCUUGGAAGCGCCCGUCCUACGAAAGACCACACAUCCAUCCCAAGCCACUCGCAUCUUCCAGGAUUGCACCGUCUAUCGCCGGGUACCAGUACCUUCGAGCUGGUAGUCAAUCCAUCCAUGCACAUUCCGCGCACCGACAGCCUGUAG